AUGUCAGGCGAACAGUUUCAACAGGGCCACCGCGUCCCAGUGACGCAACAGGACUUCCCUGGCACCGAGGGCGAGAUGCCUAAUCCCAAUCCGCAGUUUCAGAAUAUCCCUACCGAAGAUGGCCAGUAUCAGAAAUACAGGGCCGCCGGGAAGCUCAAGGGCCAAAAGGCACUCAUCACCGGGGGAGAUUCCGGGAUAGGACGAGCGACGGCUGUCUUGUUUGCUAUGGAGGGAGCCGAUUCUUUCAUUACUUACUUGCCAGGUGAAAGGGAGGAUGCGCAGAAAACAAAGAAGAUGGUUGAAGAACACGGCCAUCAAUGCUACCUCUACGAAGUUGACUUAUCGGAACUGAAGAACUGUAAAGACGUAGUGAAUGAGGCAGUAUCUAAGCUCGGCGGCAUCGAUAUACUGUUCAACAACGCUGCUUACCAAAUGAUGGUCGAGUCUAUCAGCGACCUCCCUGAUGACCAAUGGAUUCAUACCUUCAACACCAACAUCCACUCAUUCUUUUACAUCUCCAAAUAUGCCCUUCCGCACCUGAAGGCUGGAGCUAGCAUUAUCAACAACGCUAGUAUCAACGCAUACAUCGGCCGCCCAGACCUUCUGGACUACACAUCGACAAAGGGCGCCAUCAUCUCAUUCACACGAGGCCUGAGCAAUCAGUUGGUUGGAAAGGGUAUUCGGGUGAAUGCUGUCGCGCCUGGCCCAGUUUGGACCCCACUCAUCCCUGCAACAAUGAGCGAGAAAGCUAUCAAGGAGUUUACGAGCCCAAUGGGGCGGCCUGGACAGCCUUCCGAGAUAGCGACAUGUGUGGUCUUCUUGGCUUCGACAGAUAGUUCCUUCAUUAGCGGCCAGACUAUUCACUGUAACGGUGGCGUUGUGGUAAAUGGUUGA
Messenger RNA from Clonostachys rhizophaga, 894 nucleotides. Lineage: Eukaryota; Fungi; Ascomycota; Sordariomycetes; Hypocreales; Bionectriaceae. The record is from the annotation of a GenBank genome assembly.